AUGUUUGAGCGAGAAUUUCCUGAUAUCCAGGGCUAUAUGCCUGAGAAAUUUAGCGAAGAUGGCACUGUAAAAUUGCUAAGAUAUGACCUUAGCGUCGGUUUGUAUUUCAAAUCUAAAAAAGCUACCACUCCAAAUCCAUUUUUGGGCGAUAACAAUUUACUUCAUCCUUGCAGGUCUCCAUUUUUAGAAAAUAAUGGUCAUUACUUAUUUGACCUUAAUUAUUACAGUGAAGUAACUCUUAUUGACAAUCCUCCAAGAGUUUGCUUCCAUGAUCCAUCCCAAAAUCCAGGUUUAUCCUUGAAUUUCACUGAUACAGAUAAAUACAAAGAGUUCUUUACCUACAUUUCCUCAGCAAUUACUAUUACUUCCCCAGGAUUACCAGGAUUUUAUUCUGUAAUUCGUUUCGUGCCACCUUUAUCCAGCAACCCAAAGUUCUUUACUCAAAUGGCUUCAAUGAAAAAGCGAUUUUUGCAAGAAGAAGAUAUUUUAGACAUAUGUGGAAUACAAAACGUUAUUAUCCCAAUGAUUACCCAAUUUCAGAAGCCAACGAUCCUUAAAAAGGAAGAAUUCGACGAAUGCAUGAAAAGCAGAGAUCUUUUAGUCGAAACUUUACAACAUCAACUUCUUCCAAUGGAAUUCAAAGCAGAUGCAUGGUGCUUGCUAUCAGGAAUGGGACCAAUCGAAUCUCCAAUACCUUUAGUCCUCGAAUCCUACAGAACUUGCAGAAAUAUUUGGCAAACAAUGACAGAAUCGCAAUUGAGACGUUCUUCGAAGCGCCAAAACGAUAUCGCAAAGAUUACGAACAUUGUACAUGUCAACAGAAAGAAUCUUCUUACUGUUGUUGCUGAUGAAAGUAUUUUGACGAUUACUUUCAACACAUUGAUGUCUCUUUUGAUCCUUUACGAUUUCCUUGGCAACCACAUCGAACAGGUCAUCACAUUAGUCAGAAUUGUUUAUUAUAUUUUUAUUAAGUCCGUAAAAGACGGAAAACUGUACGAAGUGAAGGAAAAUGUCGAAUACGACUCCGAAACAAUGGAAGCAGUUACUUUCUGGUCGCUUAUUUAUCUUUUAGAAAAAUGUGAUAUUAAAAACGUUUUACUUGACUCGGACAACAAGAAAACACGAGAUCUUGAUUACAUUGGUGACCUCUGCUUCCUUAUCCACCCUCAUUUGUUCAAAAUGCUCCAAUCAAAAGGAAUAUCUUCUUUUGCAUCAGUAAAACUCAUCGCUGGACAACUUUAUUCAUCAUUCCUGCCAUUGAACAGCCUCACAGACCUCAUAUUCCACGCAAUUGUCUCUGGAAAUGUUUACAUUUACUCACAAACUCUGUUAUUAGCCGGAGUUUUCUUCAAUUUUCCAAACAUUGACCAGGAAAACCUCUCAAUGAGUCAGCUCUUGGACCAGAUCUUCAAAGUUCUCAAUCCUUCCUUCCUUAUGAACUCUGGCUACCUUUUGAUGCAGAACGUGGCCAAUCUGAUUGUCAAGUACUUCCCUCAACUGGGUUUCAUGCUUACUUGCGAAGAAAAGUUUUGA
Molecule: messenger RNA, 1533 nt
Organism: Trichomonas vaginalis G3
Lineage: Eukaryota; Parabasalia; Trichomonadida; Trichomonadidae
Exons: 1
Coding region: 1-1533 (510 amino acids)
Source: RefSeq, a predicted model, not a curated record